AUAAAAUGUCGUAAUAAUUAAAUUUUAUCUUUACGUUCAAUCUUAUCAUCUCGAAAUUAUCUAAAUUCUUAUAAGAAAUUGCAUUUUAUCGCCAAGAUUGUAAAUUCAAACAAAAAUCACGUAGAAAAAACUAAUUAAUUCACAGUAGUAUUUAAAUACGAAAACGUUUUAAUUUUUUACGCAUAAAUAGGUUUUGACGCGCGCGGUGACGAAGGAAAAUGGGGGGUCCAAAGUUUUUUUGGUCCUCCGUUUGUAUCCUGUUGUUAACAUCCUCUUAUUAUGUAGUUGCAUGUGACGAAAAAGGACUCUGCCUGUUGGAGGCAUUAAAAGAGUUAAAGGAAUGUAAGAAGGCAUUUCUAGCUACGCUACUCAAACCACUUUUAGCGACUAAGCUCCUCGAGAAAGAAAAGCUGCCUCUCCCUCUGCCACCGUUACCGCCGCCGACGAUAGUGUUGAUGCCCGCGGCCCCGCCGCCGCCGUGUCUGCCGCCGCUCCCGCCGUUGCUGCUGGCGCCCCCGCCUCCGCCCUGUCUACUUCACACGGCAGCACCACCACCACCUCCGAUUAUAAUCCCGGCGCCCCCGCCAGCGCCGUUGUGUUUACCUCCACCACCACUAUUUCUACCCGCUCCCCCGCCAGCGCCUUUAUGUUUACCACCACCGCCUCCACCGUUUGUGCUGGCUGCGCCGCCUCCUGCGCCGUUAAUGCUACCUGCACCCCCUCCAGCUUUUCUCCCCGCGCCGGCCCCAGCACCGUUGUUUCUACCGCCGGCACCGCUAGUACUCCCUCCACCGGCGUUACCAGCUCCGCCAGCUCCCAUAGUAAUUUCAUUGGUGCCCCCGCCACCCUCGCUACCGUGUUUCCCGCCGCCACCUCCGCCUGGGUUACCCAUGACGGCAUAUAUGGUACCCCCGCCUGUACCAAUCACAUUGGAGCCAAAGCCUUUGGAGCUGCCUCCGCCGUGCUCCUGCGCUCCACCACCUUUGUCGUGUUACUAUUAGAUUAAAAGUAAUUUAUUUAAAUUAAUAAUUUAAUUAAUGUAUUUAACUAAUUUAUGUUUAUAAAU
Molecule: messenger RNA, 1066 nt
Organism: Manduca sexta (tobacco hornworm)
Lineage: Eukaryota; Metazoa; Arthropoda; Insecta; Lepidoptera; Sphingidae
Product: leucine-rich repeat extensin-like protein 3
Exons: 4
Coding region: 219-1001 (260 amino acids)
Source: RefSeq, a predicted model, not a curated record